Molecule: messenger RNA, 10425 nt
Organism: Chilo suppressalis (striped riceborer)
Lineage: Eukaryota; Metazoa; Arthropoda; Insecta; Lepidoptera; Crambidae
Source: the annotation of a GenBank genome assembly
ACCAUCCGCCAUAUUGAAAGUUCUACGGUGGGAAGUUGGUCAAACGUUGACCUUAUUCAAUAUUUAUAAUUAAUGCGCUACGGUAUUUUUUUUUAAAGUAUCCCCGAAAAUAUAUUAACUAUUUAUCGGUUUCUUUGUAGUGAGUUUUUUACAAAUAAGUGUAUUUUCACAUUUUUGCAACUCGUUUGACGAAUACGUCAUAACGCCAUGUUGUAUUCCUGCGCUGAUUGCAGGCACGAGAAAUCUGCCAACCCGUUUAUUUUUCGGGAUUAGUUCCCGAGAGUAAAUCGAACUGCGAUUUUGUACUCAAAUAUAUUUUAAUUUAUAUUUGUUGGCAAAUGUCAAAAAAACUUUUGUGAAAUCGAUGCAUCCCUGUUCUCGCAUUUCGAGUGUUAACUCCUAAUUUCAACUGCAGUUUUGUGCAUCCGCGAAAGUUGAAAGGACUGUGUUGUAAAAGAAAGAAGUGAUAAUUUGCCAAAAUUCCGGUCCCUACGCGCAGACGAGAAGGUGCCUACCCGCCGGGGCAGUCGGGCGAAGGAGAUAUGAACAACAAACGUAAAAAUCGCCAAGGGCCGCCGAGGUCGCCACGGGGCCGCGUGCUCCCUGAAGGCGUGUACAGCAACGCGCACUUCAUGCACGCCGUGACAGCGCAUGUGGGGGACAACGUGCAGGUGCUCACGCAGUCGGGCAGCUUGUGGGAGGGGGUCUUCAAGACGUUCAGUGCUCAAUUUGAGGUGGUACUAGAAGUGGCGCACCGCGUGGACGCAGAAGGCGUGGUGGCCGUCGACUCAGUGGUUGAGAAGCUUAUCUUCAAGCCGCAGGAUGUGGUCUCCAUCCGCGCCAAGGACUCGGACCUCGAGUACGCCACACACGAUGUGUUCCAGACUGACAGCGCUAUAUCCAGCAAGUUCAAUGGCACCGUCCGCGUAGCCGAAGAGCGUCAAUUGGAGCCGUGGGACGCGUGCGACGGUGAUGCCGGCGAAUCGCCCGCCCUAAACGGCGACGCGAGCCUCGACGACUUGGAGCUAGACCAUCGCGCCAACGGCUGGGACGCCAACGAUAUGUUCCGCAAGAACGAAGAAGUGUACGGCGUCCACAGCACCUACGACCACUCGCUAGCUGGGUACACGCUGCCGUUGCAGAGGAAGGAUACCCAGGACUAUAGAGACGCGGAAGCCAAAGCUGAAGAGAUAGCCGCCGAGAUUGAAAGUGCGCCCGCGUACAAGGCGCGUAUAGACGCAGAAAACGGAGACGAAGAGGAAAGAUACGCGGCUGUAGUGAGGCCCGGGGACCCCGCACCCGGGAAAUACGUCAUACCGAACAAGAGGAAGAAUAUACAGAGCGGCAAGCUAGUCAAGCCCAUGGGUGCGAGCAACAACGGCGUCAGCGGUGGCAACAGCCCGGGCGGGGGAGGCGGGGGCACGGGGGGCAACAAGGGGCGCGAGGGGGGCAAGGAGCCUCGCCCGCCCCGACACCACCUCACGCCGCCUGCCGAUGCGCGCCCGCCCCACCAGCAGCCGCCGAGCCCAGCGACGGGUCCCAACGCCGCGCCUAAUAGUUCGGUAGCUGGUGCGGGCAAGAGUUACGCGGCACAAGCGGGCUCCCACCACGUGCCCGUAGUGCCCCACGCGCCUAUGGCGGCGACAGGCAAAUUAAACGGCGAGCCCCGAGCUCCUCCACCUCAUCGACACCACCACCACAAUCCGCCUCCACCAGGAGAAGCGAUGGGUCGGCCGCCGCGCCAUCACGCGCCGCCCGAGCCCCGGAGACAAGAUGAGGUCCAGGAACUCCGCAAGUUCGGGCAAGAAUUCAAGUUGGUGUCGUCUGCCGCACCACCGCCCGCCGUCGCUGUCGCCACCGCGCCCGCUGUCGCUGUCGCACCCGCACCCGCUGUCGCUCCUGUACUCACACACCCACCGGCGGUUCCGGCGGCGGCGCCUAGUCCUCCAGAAGUGUCAGCGAAUGCUCCCACUCCAGCGCCACCCGCUGAAUUGAAACGAGAACCCCCUGUACAUAAGCCACCGGUAAACGUGCCGCCGCCACCAAAGCAGGAAGACCAGCAACCACCACCGCUGCAGCAUCAAGACAGAUCGCCGCUCUCGUCUCCGCCUACGGCCGCGUCUCCAGUAUCAGUGACCCUGAAGAAAUCCACCCUCAACCCCAACGCGAAGGAGUUCAACCCCGCCGCUAAGCCGUUCACGCCCCGAAGUCCUACGACGCCUAAUCCUAGCCGUCCCCACACGCCGGGCACACCGGUGGGCGUGGGCGUUGGCGUGGGCGUGGGCGGCGUUGGCCUGGGCGGCGUGGGUGUGGUGGGCGCCGGCGUCAGCUACGUGCCCGCGCCGCAUCCCCCACCACCGCACCAUAUGGUGGCAGCGGUGCCGGCCUACGCUAUGGUCGCAGCGGCAGCGGCGGCGGCUCAACAACCGCCCACAUACUUGCCGCAUCCACAUCCCCUUGCGUAUGGAGCGAUGGGGGGCGGCGCCGGGGUCGCCGGCGUGGCGGGGGGCGCGGGUCAGCAUGCCCCCAUGCAAGCACAACAGCAGAGGAACUUCAGAAAAGUGGGAGUGGGGUCGGGCGUACAAGUGGCCGCGGCGACGGGUCAGCCGCUACUGGCGCCGGCGCCGAUGCAGCAGUUCGUGCCCUAUCCGCAUCCCCACCCCGGGCCCCAUCCAGCGCAACCGGCGCUGCAGUACCAGCAUAUGGUGCGCAUGUACCACGGCGGCGGCGUGGUUGGCGGCGUGGUGGGUGCGGGCGGGGUGGGGGUGGGCGUGGGCGCGGAGUCGUACCCCGCGGCGCCCUCCCCCGCCGCCGCCUCCCCCGCCCUCUACCCGCCACCCUCCCCCGCCCACACGCCGCACCCGCACCCGCACCCACACCCGCACCAGCACCCGCACCCGCACCACCACCACUACCAGCAGCCGCCGUUCCCGGUGUUAUGCGGGCUGCCGACCCAUCAUCACCACCACCACCACGUGGCCUACCUCAACCAUGCGCCGCCCACCGCUUCACCGCCCCACCACCCCCACCAACUACAGCAAGUGCUAUUGCCGCCGCAGCACAACUCGUCGGGCGGUGCGACGACGCCGGGGGUCCACAGCGGCUCGCACCCGUAACCGCUCCCCGCGCCGCGCCCGCGCCCGCGCCCGCGCCCGCGCCCGCGCCCUCUACCGCUACCGCGCAUGCGCCCGCCCACACACGCACCCCGCCUUCACCGCGCGACCCCGCCGUGCUAGGUGACUUUGACCACUCGAAACGCGCACUUAUCACUCGCUGGACGGUCUCGAAACUGGCUGGUCUUAGACUAUAUCCCUCAUAUUUAUAAACAAGGAAUUAACUUAGACUAGUUACUUUGUGGUUUUGUUCAUGUCUUUGAAAUGGCAUAUGUCAUUCGAUGAACGGAGACGGAAGGUCGAGUAACUAAUCCAAGCUUGUUCUUCGUUUAUUAAUAAGGUGGUUUAUGUUUUAAACCGCAAGCGAUCACUCACUGGUCGGUCUUCGAACUUAAUGUUUAAACUAGGAAUUUGUGUGAACACUUUCAUGUCCAAAGCACUCCUUGGUCGGUUAAAAAACUAUAUGUUUGAAUUCGAAAUUUGUUUGAAUACUCUCAUGGCUAAAACACUCCCUGGUCGGUUAUGAAAUUAUCUUUUUGAUUUAGAAAUUUGUGUGAAUGUUUUCAUGGUCACUUACUUACAUUAUAGUAAAUAUCGGGAACUUACAUAAAAUAAGAUAUGGUAAAGCAACCCCCAAAUUUGUGAUUUAAACUUUUAUGCUUAUUUACAUUAUUAUAGAAAAUAUCUUGGAAAACAAGGCACAAACUCGCUAGUAUUAAAUUCCUGGUUCAAAAAAACAGCUUUUUACUUCCAGCUGUGUUGGAAUUCAUUGAUAUGUGAUUUGGGCCGUUUUCAAAUUGCCAUUUUGUUAGUAUUUGUUUAGAGUAGAUAGGGCAAACUAGAAUUGCCACAAAUGGUGUCACUGUGAGUACAGUAGUAUUACACAAAUAUACUGGUAAUUAAGAUGAGACACAUCUUUCACGAAUAGAAAGAAAUCACCGAUCAUAUUUAUUCAACGAGAAAAGAGUCCCAGUAAAUAUAGCUUAUAUAUUCACUGAGGUAAAGUGAAAUUCGAAAGGCAAGCAAGCCUGAAAAGAGAUUGGUGCGAUUUUUAAAGGAAAUGUUAUUGGUGGGUUUUUAAUCAGUAUAAUCAUGUUACAGCGACAAUCAUGCGCGUUUUUACAGGCAAAGAAACAUUUCAUCCAGUCACUCGACGGCUAAUGUUCGAAUGCGUACGCGCCAUUAUUACGAAACUGGUCACAUGAGUUCAUGCGUACAUUUUCAACCUUUUGAUAUAGACAACAAAGUCUUUAAUGCUUAGUGUUUACGAUCUUAAUUAGCACUCAUUUGCGCUGAGAAAGAAUGCCGCUGUUAUACUUUAUUAUGUGGUACUACUGUACUCUUAAUAUUUGACAAAUGGCACAAGUCGUUUGAAUAAUGCAAUGCGAAAUCGGAAAUCCAUGUGAACCAUUCACAGCAAAAGAUUAUUUUGAAGCAAGGAGGGCAUUUGUUUGUGGGAACAUGUUCGUAGGUAUUCCAUAUGACGUAAAUAGUGUUCAGAUUUCUUUGUAUCAUCUUGAGAGUGGACAAUUCAACCAGAUUAAAUUCAUGAUAUUAUUGUUUUGCGUAAAUCAGAUAUAUCAAAAUAUAACAAAAUUGAGUUAGAUUAGUAAUACUCAGCAUCGACCAUACACGAAAUAGCUUAGCCAUUUCUAUAUCUGUUUCCGAAAGAAAAUAUCAACCAGUGAAUUAAAGUUUUCAACUCAUUCCCACUUAUUCCAAACUUAGGACAAAAGUUAGUCUUGGUUUAAACCUAAUGUUGUCUCUGUUUUUCUUUUUAGCAAACAAAAGUGACAGCAUCAGUUUUAGUCCAGGUUUAACUUUAGUCUAUGUUUUGUAAUAAUGCUGAUUAUCAUUUAAUAUGGCAGCUAACUAAACAGUUCAGAGCAUGUUGUCACAUAAUGCUGACAUUUCACUUUCCUAUUCGUAUUUGCUAUUUGUAAACUUGACAAUAGUCUGUCCUUAUCAUGCCUCCUGGAAUGAAAAGAACAGACUGAUGUUUAGUUCACAAAUAGCGAAUACGAAUAGCCAAGUUAAGUGCUGGCAUAAAACAAGUCUUCUACAAAUAUAUUAUGUAGUAUAUAAUUUCUAUGAACUACUGAUCUGCCAGUGAGUGAAAUUCUUUACCUUAUGGAGUUUUCUAGUGAAAAUAACCGCAAAACAAAAUUGUACCUUAAAGAUAACUGAUAUGGCUAUUUUUGUAACAAGAUGACGUUGUAGAGAUGAUUAGACUCAUCACAUUAAUUUACUUUCUGCUAAUUAGAAAAAACGAGGCAGAAUUCGGCUAUUGUGUGAUAAUUUCUAAAUUAGAAUUAUGAAUGAUUAUUAUUAAAUAAAAAGAAAUAUGCCUAUUUUAAAAUCGUGUGACCAUUUGUCAAGAUUUAAUUGGCUUUAUUUUUUCUAAACUACUCAUGGUCACAAAUGUCGAGCUUAUAAAUGUUAGUGGUGCGGAAACCAUAUUUGUAAGCGAUGUAAAUAUUAUUUUUAUGAAUCGAAACUCAUUCUAUAUGAAAUAAAAUAAUCCUUUGAACAGUUCCACCAAAUUGCUAUAAACUGAUACCUUACGAUAUUUAUUGUAUGGUAUAAGGUUGUUGCUAUCUUUAUUAUUAAUAAAAAAAAUGUCCAAUGAAAUAUCAGUUUCCAUUUCUGUAACGUCAUUCUGUACUCUGAAAACUGUUCUCAAUAUCUAUUUCUUGGCAGCAAAUAAUUCGUGCAUUUAAACAUAAGACAGCUAUAAUAUGUAUUAAGAUCAUAAUAUUAACAAUAUAUUUUAUUCAAAUAGGAUAUAAUAAAUAGCAAGAAUAAUGUAGCUAUAUUAUUGAGAACAGUCUCUUAUAAAUGAAGUCACAAAAGCAUUUUCGUUGUAAAUGUUAUACAGCAUGUUUACUGUAGCCGAUGUAAAUAACAUUUUUUUUCCUAGUAAUUUACACAAUAUUUUACAAUGUUUUUUAUUUAUUUCCUUUAAAGAUCAUAACAACAAUAUAUUUUUACAAAUUAACCAACUACAAAUUUGUAUUCGACUUCUAAUUCAAAUGUACAUUGAAACUGUAAUCGCUUGAUAAGCACGCUGUAUGAUAUAAGAGAGAAACUUAUUAAAAUUAUAAAUUAAGAUACUUCAAAAGGUAAAAGAAACCUAAAGGUUAUGUGGUUAAGUGUGAGGUUUGCUUAGCACGGCGGGGCGAAUACAAUGAAACUUAUAAAUGUGUAUUGUUGAUUUGUAGAUAGGAGCGGAAUGCCUCUGGGCUUAAAGGGCGACCGCGUGUUACUCUUAGAUAAAUUAUUUCUCUGAGCCCACUGAAAUUGUAAGGGAUUUGUUGAAAAUUAAUAUUCGGAAUUAUUCGAUAGUGAACUCGAAUCGUGAGUGGUGAGAAAAUGAUUUUUAUAUCGAUACAUAUGAAUCUGGACGAGUGAAUGAUUUAAAACACUUUCGGAGUUACUAUCGUAUGUAACCAAUCUACCACUCCGAAUGCGUUCCAAAUUUUGUACAAUUUCUGUCGGCCAUUUUGUUUCUCGUUGAAACUGCCGCCGGUUUCGUUGGCGUCGAAACUGGCCGCCGUUUGAAACGUAUUUAUUUAGAUCUAUGUUAGUUAUAUUAUUGUAUGUAAAAAAAGACCCUCCGUCAAGCGCUAUACAUUGUUACGUUGAGUGUCUAAUACACUUGUACGCGCUUAACUGUCUGUGGACUUAUGUUUUUGUUUUUUUUUAAUUAUUAUUAUGUAUGUGUACCCUAUAUGUAAUAUUCUGAAAAUUAGAGUAAGAUGUAUCUUUCCAGGUUAUGGUGUACGGGACGAUUGGUAAUGUCAAUCUGAGACCACUUUAUUUUGCAUACAGAUCACUAUCAGUUCCUUGUUUAUAUAGAUGACAAGUAUUUGUGAAGAACUGAAUUGGAUCUACCGUCGGUCUCAUAAUGUUUAUAGACAAAAUUAUUUGUUGAUUCUGUAUGAUUUGAUUGUUACUUUUAGUUCGAAUACUGCCUUAUGUGUGUGCUUUUUUUACAAAUGGAACCUUAUCUAUAUAUGCGUAUGAAACAAAUUUGAAUUUUCCGAGUACGAGUGCGUUCAACAGUCUUGUUUACGAAUAAGUUGCAUAUGCGUUAGUGUCUUUUCUGUUACUGCCAUACUACUGUAGGCCCCUACUCAAACCCGUCGCGUAUUCGAGAACCGCAUGUAGUUUUGACAAUAAAUAAAAUUGAUAGGUUACGUGUUGGUUGGAUGCGUGUUUACCCACUUUAAUACUAGCAAAUCCACAAUUGGUGAAAUGAUAUAAACAAUAAAGGAAUUCAUCUUUCACUGUGAUUUCAAAGUUUAAAUAAAGUCUGACAUCGUCAGCGCAAACACGCAUCUUAGAUUGCAAACAAGCUCCUUUCGGUCUGCGUAGACCCUUGUUUGUUAGUUAGGUCUUGCACAAAACAGGACUAGAUCUCUCACAUUAUUUCUCUCGUUCGUAAAAAAUAAUGUUAGUAUUGUGAUGUUUCCGUAUUGUCCCAUUUAUAUUUUAUAUUUUACAGGCACGGCGAAAAUGGCUCUUAUAAUAGUCGCAGUCUUAUUGCAACGAAAACCACAUUAGUUAUUGAAAGUUGGAUAUUAGAUUUGAUGAUAUUUUUUUUCAAUACCACAUUACCAAUCCCUGUCACAAAUUACACUUUUAUCUAGUUUAAAUACCAUUAAAGUUACUACGAUUCAUUUGAACAAUAAAAAAAUAGAUUUCCCCCCUUAAUUCGAAUUAUCGUUAUUAAUUCGCUAUAAUCGGUUUAUUCUCGUCGUGCCAGUACAUUGAUUACGUGUCGGAUCAAGGGGAGCUUAGUCCAUGACCUCCGCGCGGUGCUCCCUGGGUCGCGCCAAACGUGGACACAUGACCGUGGGCGUAUCCGGCUCGAAGGACCAAGGCGGAUAUUUACUCUAUAUCCCCUUUUUUUCAUCAGAUUUAUACUUUGGAGGUUACAAAAGCUAUUGGGUGUUUCUCUAAAACGAUGUCGUUACAGUUUAUGAAUAUUAUUAGUGGAAUUCAAAAAGUUCCUGCCCACGAUGCGCCCAUGCCCAUGACACUCAUAGUUUCAUCGGUCAUUCGACUCCUGGCAGCAACGCACUGCCGACACUGGGGGGAUGCGGAGAUUAAAUUAAGGAAUUCGUGAUAUUACAAAAGCUAUUUGGAAUUUCUUAACAACAGCCCCCCAGUAAUUCUGCAUUUGUUUUGUUUUUAUUAGAGUUAGAGCGACCCUCGAUUUACAAUAACUAUCGAUAAUACAAAAACCCAUUCAAUUGCAACGUAAAAAAUAUUAAAACAGAAACAAUAUAAAUGAUACUGUAAAUUUGGAUUAAAAAAAAAUAAAAACUUUUCUAAGAAUAAAAGAAAACUCGACCCAAAUAGAAUAUUUACUGCUGAAACAAGUGUUUAGGUGUAAAGCGACUAGAUUGUACAAUAGACAUAUUUACAAAUAAUAAAACAGAACGAAACGUUGGUAUUAAAAAAAAUAUAAAUAUGUAACUAAUUUUAUCUUUGCUAAGUCCAUGGAGGUGUUAAGGUAGUUGUAAAUAUGUAUAUACGAAAAAAUAUAUAUAAAGAUAGAGGGGAAAAUAGAGUCCUUUCCCGGAAUAUGCUUUUAUUCGUGUAUCAUUUGUGAUGUAUAAAGAAUUUGGAUAAACGUUAACAUUUAAAAAAUCACAAAAAAAAUAUCGGAAAGGGCCUAAGGAGAGCGACGGCGAGUGUGCGAGCAACGAACUAACGAUCGGACGCGGCGUCGCUCGCUUUAUAUAUUAUAUAUAAUCAUUGUUUUAUUUUCACUUUUGUUUUAAAAUUUUAUUAUAUAGCGUGAAUGCGUACACUGUGUUUGUUGCUAUGUAGAGUUGAUAUGAGAAAUUCUAUGUGCGUGUGUUGAUUGUUGAGCGCCAUACAAAAUAAAUGAUAUAUAAAUUAUAUAUAUCGAUAUGAUUUCGAGUCACAGCACUACUGUGGCACCGUUCUGAAUGAGGCGGGAGAUUUGUUUACGGCCUGUUUUUUUUUAAUAUACGGACGAUUAAUUAGCUCGACUUCAAAUUUCCAAUAUUGUCUAAGCGUUGUAGUAGUUCCUUUCGACGGCCGGUUCGUAUUACGGUUGUGGAUUAGAAAAAACAAUUGUAAUAACUUUUUGUACACAUUGCCAAUGUUAAUGUCCGUGUCGAAUGAAGUUUUUUUUUUGAAGUCGGUACGUUCGAAAUUAUGCAACGACAGCCCUUUACUAUGUAUCGUGUAUAUACCCGUGGCUUACGCACAAUGCAUUAGUAGAAUUUUAACCCAAUAGCGCGAUGAGCGUACGACAGCCCCUACAGAGAAUUCUUUUUACGUAGCCGAGCUUAGUUCAUUGUACCGCCGCAGCGAGAAAUACUAUUUGUGCCUUGAACUUUAAUAAACCGAUAUCGUUUGAAAUCGCGACUUUAAUACAGAGUCUGUAAGAGUUGUGAUGUUGACGUGGUGGUUGUCGCGCGUACCUGAGUAGCGUGGAACCAGCUGCGUCACGUAGGUUAGAUGUCUCUGAAACAGCUUCCUUGUAUGUCGUACGUCGAAUGGGCACUUGAAUAUGUAAAUAUUGUCAUCCUAGAAUCCGCGUGGAUGAUGUGUUCCAUUACCCGUAGAAUAAUGAUUCUAUAAUGCCUUAUACGAGUAUUGCCCCACGUAUGGGGCGCGAAACGGAGUUGUCACCAACUGUAGCCGGGCGGUGGACUCUGUACAAGGCUAUAUAACAAAACAUCUUGUCAAUUUUAUUAAUGCAUUAAAUUAUAAGCUCGAACGGAAGGACGGCACUCCAUCGCCCGGCAUUCGCUAAGACUGAAGGAAAUGAAUGAUGGAUUGUGGUGUAAAUGUAAACAUUGGUGUUUUAUAAAGUGGGGAGCCUAAAAACUGUUUGUAUUCUGUAUACAACGCGUCACGAGGCGCACGCUCGAUGCGUCAGCUUCUAUUAUGAUUUGUGAAAAUGUCUAGCUUACGGCUGGUCGGUGCCAAACUCAACGGCAUUUUGUUUUAAAUACUGUAUUUGUUGAACGACGCCCAACACCUAUGUCGAUGAAUAUUUUUCAAUAAAAAAAUGAUAAAAAAUGUGUUUUGAACACAACAGACGAGUGUUUUAUUUUAUACCAAACCCUGACCUGGGGGCGAAUUGUGAAUUUUUUUCGAUUCAGCCGUCCUUUUUAUUUUGUUGUUGGGAAAGAGAUAAAUUGACACUUUCUUAAGCUUUGAGAGAAAAAGCAAGAGACAUAGUUAAACAAUAAACUCCCAGACCAAUUGAUUAAAGAAUUACUGUGGCUGGGGUCCUUUAAGAGGCGUGAAGAAGCAUUUUUGC